Messenger RNA from Aspergillus fischeri NRRL 181, 240 nucleotides. RefSeq lists its product as uncharacterized. The coding region runs from base 1 to 240 and encodes 79 amino acids. Lineage: Eukaryota; Fungi; Ascomycota; Eurotiomycetes; Eurotiales; Aspergillaceae. The record is from RefSeq and is a predicted model, not a curated record. The transcript has a single exon.
AUGCCAGCUAGACACGUUUGCCUUGGAUUCUACGGUGCCACGUUCGACUGCAUGCCGUCCACCCGCGAAGUGUCGAUGCAGAAGGCUAAUGUGGCAACUGGCACUGGCACGACGAUUGGCAAGGUAGAUGCGCUCUCGGAUGAAAUCCGACUGUCAAGUCUUCAGUCUGCCCCGAGUCCGAGUCGGGAUACUCUACGACUAUGGACUACGGAGAAUUCUGGAGAUAUCCCCUCGGGGUAG